UCUGCACUGUUUUCCCAAUCAUCGCUCCGAUAUGACCAUGACGGACAAAGAACCUAAAGCCCUGAAAAUGAGGCGGGAAAUUGGGCUGAUUGGUGGUGUAGCACUAGUAUCAGGAACCAUGAUCGGAUCCGGGAUAUUCAUGUCCCCUCAGUUUAUAAUGGGCUACGUUGGAAGCCCUGGAGCAAGUCUGGUGAUCUGGGCUCUCUCUGGAGUUGUAGCUAUGUUUGCAGCACUGUCCUAUGCAGAGCUUGGGACAAUCAUCCAGGAAUCUGGUGGAGAAUUCAUCUACAUACUGAGGAUCUAUGGUUCAUGCCCUGCUUUUUUUGCAGCAAUCACUUUUGUUGUGGUUGUGAAGCCGUUUGGCAUUGCAGCAAUGGCGAUUAGCAUUGCAGAAUAUGCUCUAGCACCCUUUUACAACAGCUGCCAACCUCCUGAUCUGGUAGUGAAGUGUGUUGCAGCUGUGGCUAUACUGGUCGUUGCCAUAGUAAACAUCUUGAAUUCCCGGAUUGCCGUCAGAAUCCAAGUGGUGUUCUUGGUGGCCAAAGUGCUGGUGUUGACAUUUAUUGUUAUCGGAGGAAUAGUGAAGCUCAUACAGAGCAGCAGUGUCAUUGUGGAAAAUUUGAAAGUUGAGAAUGCAUUUAAAGGCACUCAGUACUCUUUGAGCACUCUGGGAAUGGGUGUUUAUCAAGGACUCUGGUCUUACGCUGGGUGGUACAACUUGAACUAUGUCACUGAGGAGCUAAAAAGACCUGAGGUGAAUCUCCCCAGGGCGGUUGUGAUAGCCAUUUCUCUGGUGACUGGCUUAUACCUGCUGGUGAAUGUGAGCUACCUGACGGUUAUGACUCCAAAAGAGCUCAUGUCCUCAAGCGCUGUAGCAGUAACCUGGGGGAACAAAGUGUUAGGAAGCUGGGGCUGGACCAUGUCUGUGGCCGCAGCGUUGUCUGCUUUCGGCUCACUGAACGGAACGUUCUUCAGUGGGGGCCGUGUGUGCUUUGUUGCUGCCAGGGAAGGUCACCUGCCAGAUAUCCUAGCCAUGGCUCAUGUCCGCAGACUGACUCCAUCUCCAGCGCUGAUCUUUACCACUGUGGUCUCUCUUCUGGUGCUGAUCCCCGGAGACUUCCAGAGCAUUGUCAACUUCUUCAGUUUCACUGCCUGGUUUUUCUAUGGCAUCACCCUCUCUGGACUUGUCUAUCUCAAGAUUAAGAAGCCGGAGCUCCCCAGGCCAUACAAGGUUCCCAUUAUACUCCCAGUCCUGGUCAUCAUUGUGGCAAUAUUCCUUGUUCUUGCACCCAUCCUAGACAACCCUCAGAUAGAAUACCUCUAUGUGUCUUUAUUUAUCCUCAGUGGAGCUAUAGUGUACGUUCCCUUCAUCCAUUUCAAGCUCUGCCCAGGGUUGCUGACCAAGCUAACAGUGUUCCUGCAGCUCUUCUUAGAGGUGGCCCCGACAGAGAAAAACCUGUGAUAUUGGUGGAAGAAUCCAGAAGAAAAGGCUGUUGUUCCAGUUUUGUUGCUUGUGCUUUUCAACUACACCUGUUUUUUGCAAUGACACUCAUGAGAUGUUGCGGUUUACAUUUGGUAGCAACUUACUAUUACCUCUUGUUUGUCAUUGAUGAGUUGUUUGUCUUUGACUUUUAACACUCUGAUAUGUGUUGUCUUUUUGCACAGGUGCAUUUAGCUGAUGCGAGCACAAAGAAAAACUAGUACAUCUGUAUUCAAAAUGUCAAUCUAUUAGAAGAAGGGUAAAAUAUGACAUGUUGCUGGACAGCCUGUGUACCUAAACACCUGAGAAUUCCUGUGCUUUUUGUUGCAAGAUUUCUUUAAAAACAUUUUGAUCUGGAAACUUUUGCAAAUUAACAUUUAUAACAAGCUCAAAUGAAAAUAAACACAGGAAUUCCCAGGUUAUAUAUAGGCCAUAUAUAUAUAUAUUUAGAAGAAAACGCAGCAAAUCUACACUUAAGAAGCUGAAACUGUGAAAAUUAGCAAAUAAAGUUUUGUUUUCACUCAUUGUUUUAGUUAAGUGUAGGUUAAUCCACAUCAACACAUCAUUUUUUUAAGUUUUUUAAUGUGGUUAUGUGUUGUGUAUAUGAAAAUCUGAAUCUAUAAAGUGUCUGUCAAAUAAAGCUUCUUAG
Molecule: messenger RNA, 2129 nt
Organism: Trematomus bernacchii (emerald rockcod)
Lineage: Eukaryota; Metazoa; Chordata; Actinopteri; Perciformes; Nototheniidae
Product: b(0,+)-type amino acid transporter 1-like
Exons: 6
Coding region: 32-1462 (476 amino acids)
Biological process (GO): amino acid transmembrane transport
Cellular component (GO): membrane
Molecular function (GO): L-amino acid transmembrane transporter activity
Source: RefSeq, a predicted model, not a curated record